UUUUGGGCUGGAUCAGGAGGGAUCCUGCAUCUUUAUCGGCAGAGUAGACUGUCAGUCUCACUGAGGAGCAGUUACGAGGGCGGGCUUUUAUUCAGGUGGAGCGCACAAACGAUAGUUAGGGGCGCAAAUCCGAAUUGCUAAUCUACCGUGUCUAUAGACCACCAUCACAGGUUUUUGACAUCAGUGAUGCAGCUUCAUCGAAAAGGUUGGUGGUCCCUGUCACCGACAUGAUUAGGUACAAAGAAAGUGUUCGGAGAGGGAGUUAAGGUGCCCUGUGAUACAGCGGGGCAGUAGAGGAGUAAGGAUCCAAAUAUUCUGGACUAGGGAACAGUGUUCAAAAUCUUUUGAGGGACCAGGAUGCCCAAAGAGGUGGGCUGUGGGGGAGAGCGAGAGCAUGCUGCUCGGCCAGCCAGCAAGAAUGCUAAGGACAAGAGCAACAGCGCCGCCCUGCUGGCAUCCCGUGCCAGAGCGCAUGAUCAGCAGGAGGCCAACGACCGUGGCUCCCGCUGUAGCUCGGAGAAAGACUCGGGUUACUCGGACACUGGGUCAGACUCACUGCAGAUGGACGCUGAAGAGCAGCGGAGUGUAGUGAGUCAACCUCCAGGCCAUAUUUUGGUGUCUGGCACUCCUGAACUCACCCCUAUAUUCAUCAUCAAGAAUGUAGUGCUCAAACAGCUGGUGCAGUCUGGUCAGGAGCAUCUCCUGCAGUCUCCUCCACCAUGGGGAGCAGGAGGGUCUGGCACUCAGGCUCCCACCCAUGUCCUCCUGCUGCAGCAGCCAGGAGCAACCCCAACCACCGCCCCCCCACAUGCCCUAAAACCCCGGCAGCAACCUCAGGGGCACGAGAGUGGAGCCAGCAAGAAGAACAAGAACUUGUACCUCCCCAUUCUUAACUCUUACCCUCGCAUAGCUCCUCACCCCAGCAAGAAGACACCUGAGAAGCCUCCCACUGGCAGGGCUCCUGCCACAGAGGAGCACAGCCUGAGUAAGAGGGUGUGCAUGGAGGAGAAGAGGGAAGAGGUGUCCACCACCACUAGUAACACCGCCCUGAAGAGCACGCCCAAACAGCAUUUCCUCAAGCAGCCCAAGAACCGCUCCAACUCUUAUUCUUGUUCUCUCUCAGCAGACUGUGAGUCAAUGGCUGUGGCUCAGCAGUAUCGGAGCCCAAGACCCCCCUCCAGUCCCCCCACCUCCCUUAGUCUGGGCUCACCCUCCGUGUCCAGUUCUGAAACAUCCCCUCCUCCUCCAUCCACCUGUGACCCCGCUGCACCUUGCCCCCAGGACAGAGCAGGUCCUCACAGACGCGCAACCGAACCCAGCUGUGUCUCUGGGUCCGGUGCCAGUCACAAACCUUUGUCAGGCUCUGCACGUCAUCAGCGUUUCCUGAACACGGUGGAGAUCCUUAGCCAGUCAGGCUUAUUGGACAUCACGCUUCGCACACAGGAGCUUCUGCGUCAGAGCGCUGCCACCGAACGAGAUAUCGCCCAGCUCCGUCAGCAUACCCAGCUGCUCUGCCAGGCAACACAGGCUGGUGCCAAUGCACCAUCUGCCUGGGAGGAGCUCCAUCAGGUCAUGGCUGAAUCUGGACACUACCCCAACCUCAAGUGCCUAACCAUGGAGGAUGCAGAGUGCAAAGACCGGUCGUCAACUAAACAGGAGAUGGAGGCAGACACCAGCACCAGAUCAGACAGCAUCGUGUACAGGUACGGGCAAAACGGCAGUGAAGAAGUGGCACCACCUUCGCCACUCCUUGCCCUGACGCCUGAUUUAGACUGCCUAGUGGAUCAGCAUGGCUCGUCCUUUGUCAAUGACACCUUCGGGCACCGGGGGAGUGCUAGACCCCCGGACGAACACCUCAUGCCUGCAGAUAGCUCGACACAUGGCAGCCUGCUGUAGAGUAUUUCCAAGGAGUUGUUGUCUUUCUCAAGCCAACUUCUGAUAAGCACUGAACAUUGUAAUGGUGUAGAGGCAAAAGAGCUCCUUUUUUAUUGUUAUUACUCAUUUACAUCCCUUUGAUUCGGUAGCUUUCCCAUCCCCCAAUAUCUCCCAUUGCUGUGAUUCUAGAGUUCUGAUGGCAUCUCAGGGUUAUCCACCCACCCCCUCCCAAAAAAAGCAACAAAUGCUGUGCCAUCCUCCGUUUAUUCAUGCUCCUGCCAUUUUUACAAUCAACCAUCACCCAAAGUGUCUGAUGUGAGCCACAGCAACUGCAUACGUUUGCCUGAGAAGGGAUCUGGAUGCCUGAUGUGUACUCCUGUUAAAAUGCACUCAUUUGCAUAGAGGGGAGAAACUACGACUGUAACCCAAAGUGUGUGUGUGAGUGUGAUUGUGCAUGUGAGACACCCACUGAUACACGUUUCAUAGUGACACUAGGAACUGCAUUAGCACUCAAGCUAAUGUAUUACUUAGAAGCUUCUAUAUAUUCAAAGGGGUUUUUUUCCCCGCCGUUGUUCUUUUGAUAAGAGGAAUAAGGAAACAGACACUCUGAUUGUGAGGCAUUUGCUGCAGGAGAAGCUGGAUGAUGGAUGAUUUCCUGUGUGGCACAGUGGGGAUUGGGGCAAAUUGUGUGUGUACGUGCUUUUGACUCUACCACUCAUGAACACUUGACUGAUUUCCAUAUCUUGGAGCAAAGACUCACAUGAGAGAGAUACCUCACACAAAAAUCAUCAGAUGUCAUUGUUUCCAGGCACGGGGCAUGGGACUGGGUGGCAGUGUCUCCUUCACAUUUCAAUGAUCUCAUGCCAGGCAGUUGGGAUUUUUGAAUUUUGCCCUUGUCCUUAGGUUUGUACAGUACCAAAUCAACUGCCACACCGGUUAAGAGGGCGAAUUCCAUUGACCAGAACGAUUAAGAGGUUGUAUGCUUGAGGGAAACUGGGCGAAGCUUCAAAGAUGAUGGGUCCACUCGACUCUCUUCUUUUCAUUUUUUUUUCCUUCUUUCCCUCUUUUCAAUUUUUGACUAGUUUUGCAUCGAGUUUGUACCUGUGAUGUUCUUGGUGUAAGUGGUAUUUUUUGGUGUCAGCCUUAAUGUUCUCUGUCUCAUUAUUCAGACUGCACCCGGAUUGUGGCACAUUUUAAUUCACUUGACUCAGUAUAGAUCAUUUUUCUGACGUCCAUCACUUCUUUUCCCUAUCAAAGAGAUUUUCCAUGCCUUUUAAAAUAAAGGCAGUUAUGCUUAAUGGCAGUGGGGACUGAAGGGUAUUAUGUCACAGUUUAAUAACAUGGUGAUUCUUUUUUCUGUUCCUAUUCCUUUCCUGUGUAUAGAUGAAUUGUUGAUACAAUCUUGAUUUUCAUUUUGGUAGCACUGUAAGGGUGAAUCUGAGCUGUUAUAUAGCAAUGAAGACAGACUUGUUUGAAGCAAUGGAUCAGGCCUGUGUGUGUGUGUGUGUGUGUGUGUGUGUGUGUGUGUGUGUGUUUUGGAAGACGUGGAUGUGUUGACUGAAUGUGAUGUAAAUAAAAGCCAAUUUGAGUGUAGCUGAUCAAACACAGUUUCCUAUGUAGCUCCUAGGGAAGGAGGACUGACUCACCUGAGAGGUCUGUGUGUGUGUGUGUGUGUGUGUGUGUGUGUGUGCAACUGAAAGCGAGGAUGAUGUCUCUUUCAUUUUCAUGCUGUGUUUCCCUAAUAGGUCACUGUACCGCUGCCAAUGUGCACAUUACACUACGAGAAAAAAAAAACAUUAAAAAGACGUGUUGAAAGAC
Chanos chanos (milkfish) is the source of this 3693-nucleotide messenger RNA. RefSeq names its product CLOCK-interacting pacemaker. Gene Ontology annotation, biological process: negative regulation of circadian rhythm; negative regulation of DNA-templated transcription. Lineage: Eukaryota; Metazoa; Chordata; Actinopteri; Gonorynchiformes; Chanidae. Gene Ontology annotation, cellular component: nucleus. Bases 358 to 1896 code for a protein of 512 amino acids. The record is from RefSeq and is a predicted model, not a curated record. The transcript has 4 exons.